Dipodomys ordii (Ord's kangaroo rat) is the source of this 3339-nucleotide messenger RNA. It is a transcript of the gene Stat2, whose product is annotated as signal transducer and activator of transcription 2, 113kDa. Bases 192 to 2762 code for a protein of 856 amino acids. Gene Ontology annotation, molecular function: DNA-binding transcription factor activity, RNA polymerase II-specific; RNA polymerase II cis-regulatory region sequence-specific DNA binding. Gene Ontology annotation, biological process: cell surface receptor signaling pathway via JAK-STAT; response to peptide hormone; regulation of cell population proliferation. Lineage: Eukaryota; Metazoa; Chordata; Mammalia; Rodentia; Heteromyidae. The record is from RefSeq and is a predicted model, not a curated record. The transcript is spliced from 24 exons.
CGUAGGCCGAGCUGUGUUGUGCUCGGUGGGAACGGGGAGCUCGGGUUUGUGGCUGCGGUCUCCAGCCAGCUUCGCGAGUUUUGGGGGCUGGCAGACGUCCUGACCCUGGUACCUGAGCUCCCUUUGAGGACUGUAAGUCACGACCUGAGCCACUGUGGGGAUCGGGUACUGCGGCCCUAAUAAGAGCCCAAAUGGCACAGUGGGAGCUGCUGCAGAGUCUUGACAGCUUUUAUCUGGACCAGCUGCACCGGCUGUAUACAGAAAGCCUUCUGCCCAUGGAUGUUCGACAGUACUUGGCGGCCUGGAUUGAAGACCAGAACUGGAAAGAAGCUGCCCUGGGCAAUGAUGACUGCAAAGCCAAAAUGUUAUUCUUUCAUUUCUUGGACCAACUGAACUCUGAAUGUGGCCGCUGCAGUAAGGACCCAAAAAGCUUGUUGAUACAGCACAACUUGCGAAAAUUCUACAGGGAUGUUCAGGAUAUUCAGGUCUUUCCCCAAGGUGCUACUCAAUUGGCUGAGUUGAUCUUUAAUCUCCUUCUAGAGGAACAAAGAAUUCUAAAUCAGGCUCAGAGGACUCAGAUGAGUCUUUUAUUUCAGGAGCAAGACAUACCAGAUCUUGAAAUGCCCAUGGAGAACGAACAGGUGGAGAUCGAAUCCCGAAUCCUGGAUCUAAGAGCUAUGAUGGAGAACCUGGUGAAAUCCAUCACACAACUGAAAGACCUGCAGGAUGUCUUCAGCUUCCGAUUCGUGAUUCUCAACCAAAGGAAAACAUCUUUGGACCCCCAUCACAGCACGCAACAGCAGCUUGUGCAGAAUACUGCCAAUGAACUGGACAAAAGGAGAAAGGAGGUACUGGAUGCUUGUAAAGCACUGGUGGGCCGAUUAACUACCCUAGUCGAACUACUGCUGCCAAAGUUGGAUGAAUGGAAAGUCCGGCAACAAAAAGCCUGCCUUGGAGCGCCACUGGACCAUGGGUUGGAACAACUGGAGAAAUGGUUCACAGCUGGAGCAAAGCUAUUGUUUCAGCUGCGGCAGCUCCUGAAGCAGCUGAAGGAAUUGAGCCACAUGGUGGCGUAUAAGGGUGACACUUUUAAAGAUGGGGUACAUCUACAGAAGGCCCAAGUCACAGAGUUACUACAUAAUCUGCUCCACAGAGCAUUUGUGGUGGAGGCUCAACCCUACAUGCCCCAAACUCUCCAUCGGCCCCUCAUCCUCAAGACGGGGAGCAAGUUCACCGUCCGAACACGGCUGCUAGUGAGACUCCAGGAAGGCAAUGAGUCACUGAUGGCAGAAGUCUCCAUUGACAAGAAUCCUCCUCAAUCACAAAGCUUCCGGAAGUUCAACAUUCUAACCUCAAACCAGAAAACUUUGACCCCAGAGAAAGGACAGAAAGAGGGUUUAAUUUGGGACUUCGGCUUCUUGACACUGGUAGAGCAACGUCCAACUGGUCAAGGAAAGGGCAACAAUAAGGGACCGAUGACUGUGACAGAAGAAUUGCACAUUAUCAGCUUUACGGUCAACUAUAUCUACCAGGGUCUGAAGACGGAGCUGCAAACGGACACUCUCCCUGUGGUGAUUAUUUCUAAUAUGAACCAAUUGUCCAUUGCCUGGGCCUCCAUUCUGUGGUACAAUCUUCUCAGCCCAAAUCAGAACCAGCUGUUCUUCUCCAGCCCCCCUCUGGCUCCCUGGAGCCUGCUGGGCCCUGCUCUCAGUUGGCAGUUCUCUAACUAUAUCGGCCGAGGUCUCGAUGCUGAGCAGCUGAGCAUGUUAAAGAACAAACUCUUCGGACAGAACUUUAGGAUGGAGGACCCACUGUUGUCCUGGACUGACUUCAGCAAGCGAGAGAGCCCUCCUGGCAAGAUACCAUUCUGGACAUGGCUAGACAAAAUUCUUGAGCUGGUACAUGAUCACCUGAAGGAUCUCUGGAAUGAUGGACGCAUUAUGGGCUUUGUGAGUCGGAGCCAGGAACGCCGGCUACUGAAGAAGACCAUCUCUGGGACUUUUCUGCUGCGUUUCAGUGAAUCUGCAGAAGGGGGAAUCACCUGCUCCUGGGUGGAACACCAGGAUGGUAAGAUGCCCAUCCGAUCUGUGCAGCCCUUCACCAAGGAAGUGCUGCAGUCCCUCCCACUGACCGAAAUCAUCCGCCACUACCAGUUGCUCACCGAGGAGAACAUCCCUGAGAAUCCACUGCGCUUCCUCUAUCCCCGGAUCCCCCGUGAUGAGGCUUUCGGGCGCUACUACCGGGAAAAAAUUAAUCUUGAAGAACAGAGAAAAUACCUGAAACAUAGGCUCAUUGUAGUCUCUAACAGACAGACGGAUGAGCUGCUACAACCCAAGGAACUUGAACUGGACCCAGAACUCGAGUCAGAGCUGAUGCCAGAGCAAAGUCUGGACCUGGAGUUGGAGCCACUGCUCCAGGCAGGGCUGGAUCUGGGCUCCAGGCUGGAUCUGGGCUCAGCACUGGAACCCGGCUCAGCACAAGAGCCCAAGCUAGAACCUGGGCUCGAACCCACACUAUGCAUGAUCUCACCAAGAAUGCUGGAGCCAGAAUUGAAACCUGCAUUACAGCCAGAGCCAGAUUUGCCCUGUGAUCUGCGAUACUUGGAGACUGAAGGAAUGGAAAUUUUCAGCGGUAUAAAGAUUGAUGAAAUCAUGCCACAUGGCGACCCACUGCUGGUAGGCCAGAACAUUGUGGAUGAAGCUUACAUCUCCUGCCCAAGCCAUUUUGACACAGAUGGACCCCUGAUGACUUCUGACUACUAAGAACUACAUUUCCUCUGAUAUUUCUAUAUCUGACUCCCUCCCACCUCCCACGUCAUAAUGCUGCCCUCUAAGGAUGGGAAAUCAGGCAUUCUAAGCCGGACUAACUGAAGUUGGGAGUGAGAGACAAAAGAAGAGCAAGUAUAUGGAAGGGGCCGCAAAGACUCAGGUUAAUUGCUAGUCAUGGUUCUAAAGAGAAUCCUGGAGGAUGCCUGCUGUGCUGGAUGGUACAAGGUCCUGUGGUCAGACCAGGACAGUUGGAAGAUACUUGGAAUGCCUAGGAUAGGGCCGCCUUUCCGCUACAGAAGAAUUUUAGCAUUUUAAAAUAGCUGAUAAGGUUGAACUGAUGCAGACCACUAUUGGUCUUUGGUGGGGAGCAUCAGCACUGGGUAGAAUUUCUCUUUCUCCCUCUCUCCUUCUCACUGUCCUCUAGUUAUUGUUGUAUUUAGCACUUUCCAUAUACUAGGUAAGUACUACGCACACCACACACCUCUAGUUCUUCACUUCUCUUUUGUUUCCUUCAGGUCUAGAAUAACCUUUUCCUUUCUUCUUCCCUUUACUCCUGAUGCCAAAUUCCAGU